AUGACCAACCCCUCACAGGCUGAUAGAGAGAGGCAAUAUGCUCGAGCCAAGGUCCCUUUGAAAGUAAUUAUAGUUGGCGCUGGCAUCGGAGGGCUCGCGGCAGCACUCGCACUAGGCAAAAGAGGUCACGAUGUACACAUCAUUGAGUUUGCGCCCGAGAUCGCCGAAGUAGGUGCCGGUAUCCAAGUGGCACCGAACAUGUGCCGACUCCUAGACCGCUGGGGAGUCGGCAGUAAGGUACGACAGAGUGGCGUGCAGUUGAAGGCGAUCCAUAUCCUGCGCUGGCAGUCAGGAGGCUUGCUGGGAAGUGUACCCAUCAACCAGGAACACGGCGAGCAAUUUGUCGUGCACCGUGCGGAUCUGCAGAUGGCCCUGCUGGAGAAGGCCCUGUCACUGCCCAAUGUCAAGCUACAGGUUAACACAAGGGUGGAUAAUGUGCAAUUCAGUCCUGCGGCGGUUUUGUUGAACGAUGGAACCACGGUGUACGGCGAUGUGGUGCUGGGAGCCGAUGGCAUCAAAUCCAUGAUCCGUGCUAAAGUGCUGGGUGACGAAAAGGACGUCGCUGUUCCAACUGGAGACGCGGUGUUUCGAGUGGUGCUCACCAAGGAGAUUCUCAGCAAUUUCCCCGAUCUUUUGCCUUUCAUCGAGGAGAAGAAAGCAAUACGGUGGGUCGGUCCCGGUCGGCAUCUAAUCGCUUACCCUGUUCGUAACCACGAGAUAUAUAACAUGGCGCUGUCACACCCGGAUCGCGGUAGGGUUGAUGAGAGCUGGACGUCGAUCUCGUCGAAGAAGAACCUUCUGGCUGAGUAUGAAGGGUGGGAUCCGAAUCUGAUCAAACUCCUGGACCUCGUCCCUGAGGGAGAAGUCCUGGAGUGGAAAUUGUGUAUGCAUGCCCCACUGGCACGAUGGGUACAGGGCAGCUGUGCAUUACUGGGAGAUGCAUGCCAUCCCAUGCUGUAA
This is a messenger RNA of Exophiala bonariae, 960 nucleotides long. RefSeq lists its product as uncharacterized. The transcript has 2 exons. Gene Ontology annotation, molecular function: monooxygenase activity; FAD binding. The record is from RefSeq and is a predicted model, not a curated record. The coding region runs from base 1 to 960 and encodes 319 amino acids. NCBI's taxonomy places the organism in Eukaryota, Fungi, Ascomycota, Eurotiomycetes, Chaetothyriales, Herpotrichiellaceae.